AUGUCCGACCACCAAAGCAGCGCCCCUAGCGACCCCCCUAUCUUCGACCCCGCCGCGGCCACCGCGCUCAUCGCCGAGUGCCGCAGAUUCAUCAUCUCGCUCCCCAUCCUUCGCGCCCUGGUCACCAACCCGGGCUCGGAGAAAGUCUCGUGGAGACCCAUCUUCAACGUGCGCAUGACUAAGCUCAAUACACUCCGCAUGUCUUUGGACGAGAUCACACGCGCAUACGAGAGGAAGAACAACAAGACAAAGGAGAACGAUGAGCUUGCUCAUGCGGUGCGGGAGAGGUACCUUGACUGCGUUGAAGGUCUGUUUGCGGUGGUGGAUGCGCACAAGGAGGCAUUACCGGUGAACGAGAGGUUGGCGGCGGAGGCAGCGGAGCUACGGGCGAGGAAGAGGGAGAGGUUGGAGAUGGCGAUGGAAAGGUCGCAGCUAGGUAGGCAGAAAGGUGCGGGCGAUAGCGGAGCUCCCGAUGUUGAAUGA
Molecule: messenger RNA, 483 nt
Organism: Morchella sextelata
Lineage: Eukaryota; Fungi; Ascomycota; Pezizomycetes; Pezizales; Morchellaceae
Exons: 1
Coding region: 1-483 (160 amino acids)
Source: RefSeq, a predicted model, not a curated record